CAACAUGUGACAGCUAUCUUGAGUGUGCGCACACUGGGCACAUUGCAUUAUAAUAUGGCUGUCAGGGAGUGAAACGCAUGCUACAUCAGUCUGUGAGACGAAAACGCCUUUAUUUGGGGCCGAAGUUGGACGAAUAAGGCAACAUGUCUCGACAUAGAAAUGUCCGAGGUUAUAACUACGAUGAAGACUUUGACGAUGACGACAUGUACGGCCAGUCUGUGGAUGAUGACUACUGCAUCUCACCAGCUACAGCGGCCCAGUUCAUCUACUCCCGUCAGGAGAGGGCGGCCCCCAACGUGGAGCCCGUAGAGGAGGAGGAGUGUGAGGAUGAGGAGAUGCCCACGUCCCCUACCAUCACCCCCAACCUCGACCCUCUCGACCAGGGCAAGCUGUACUCAUGUCUGGACCAGAUGCGUGCAGUACUGGGAGACACGGUACCAGACUUGGUCCUGACCCAGGCUGCCCUGGGCUGUGGCUUUGACCCCCAGAGGGCCCUGGAUACCGUGCUGUCUGGGGACAGUGGGACGGCGCCCCUCCCACAGAGAGUCCCCAAGGAGACGCCAAGAACCAACCAGGGGACGGCACCAGUGGUGAAGACCAAUCAGGAAGCCCCAACUUGCCCCCACCCAGAGAAAGCUAAAAGCAGAGAUGGGCCUAAUAAACUAGACUGUGAGGUUGUCCCCAAAGUGGCCCGAAUGACGAUCUCAGGCAAGAAACAGACCAUGGGCUUUGAAGUGCCAAGCGUGGAGGAGAACGGCCUCCUCAUCCCCCCCGGGCGGCGCGGGGGCAGCCCAGACGACGUCUCCCGCCCCGAGACCCCCUCCAGGCGCCCCGAGACCCCCUCCAGGGGCUCCGGAGCAGGGGAGGAGCCCACCACCACCCCGGGCCGGACGCCAGGGAAGGCCAGGCAGCAGCUCGACAUCAAGGCCGAGCUGGAGAAGAGGCAGGGGGGCAAGCCCCUCCUCAACCUGGUGGUUAUUGGCCAUGUGGACGCGGGGAAGAGCACCCUGAUGGGCCAUCUGCUGUACCUGCUGGGGAACGUCAACAAGCGCACCAUGCACAAGUACGAGCAGGAGUCCAAGAAGGCCGGCAAAGCCUCCUUCGCCUACGCCUGGGUCCUGGAUGAGACCGGCGAGGAGAGGGACAGAGGGGUGACCAUGGACGUGGGGAUGACCAAGUUCGAGACGGCGUCUAAAGUCGUCACCCUGAUGGACGCCCCGGGACACAAAGACUUCAUCCCUAACAUGAUCACUGGAGCUGCACAGGCGGACGUGGCCGUGCUGGUGGUGGACGCCAGCAGAGGGGAGUUUGAGGCGGGGUUCGAGGCUGGCGGGCAGACGCGGGAACACGGCCUGCUGGUGCGCUCCCUGGGGGUCACGCAGCUCGCCGUCGCCGUCAACAAGAUGGACCAGGUGAGCUGGCAACAGGAGAGAUUCCAGGAGAUCGUGUCCAAACUGGGCCACUUCCUCAAGCAGGCGGGCUUCAAGGACUCGGACGUGUUCUACGUCCCCACCAGUGGGCUGUCCGGGGAGAACUUGACCUCCAGGUGCACCGUGUCUGAGCUCACCUCCUGGUACUCUGGCCCCAGUCUGCUGGAACAGAUCGAUUCCUUCAAGUCUCCUCAGAGGUCUGUAGAGAAGCCCUUCAGACUGUGUGUCUCUGAUGUAUUUAAAGACCAAGGUUCAGGGUUCUGCGUGACAGGGAAGAUUGAGGCUGGCUACAUCCAGACUGGAGACAGAGUCCUGGCCAUGCCCCCAAACGAGACCUGCACUGUUAAAGGCAUCACCCUCCACGACGAGCCCCUUGACUGGGCCGCGGCCGGGGAUCAUGUCAGCCUCACGGUGACCGGCAUGGACAUCAUCAAGAUCAAUGUGGGCUGUGUCUUCUGCGACCCCAAGGAGCCGAUUCGAGCCUGCUCCCGCUUCAAGGCCCGCGUGCUGCUCUUCAACAUCGAGGUCCCCGUCACCAAGGGCUUCCCUGUACUUUUGCACUACCAGACUGUGAGUGAGCCAGCCACCAUCAGGAAGCUGGUGAGUGUUCUGCACAAGAGCAGUGGAGAGGUGAUCAAGAAGAAACCAAAGUGUUUGGGGAAGGGGAUGAACGCUAUCGUAGAGAUCCAGACUCACCGGCCUGUGGCGUUGGAGCUCUAUAAGGACUUCAAGGAGCUGGGCCGCUUCAUGCUGCGCUACGUGGGCUCCACCAUAGCUGCAGGGGUCGUCACCGAGAUUAAAGAAUGACUGUUGCUCAGGUCCAAGUUUGGAACCAGCCCAUACUGGCUCCAGGCAGCAUGUGCCCUCAGACAAAGUGCAAUUCCUUAGAGACUGUCAUCCGUGACCUCAUGAUCGAGGCUUCACUUCCAUCCAUCCUUCUAUCCAUCCAUCCAUUGCAGUACCUCCAUAACAGCUUGACGUACACUAUCACUGCAACAGUCCACAUCGACAACCUCAGACAGACUGUCAAAUGGCCAAGGCAUGUUAACAAGCCCAAUCUCAAAAUGGCUGCCACCCUGCCUCUCUAGCCAGAGCAAUGAGUCAACCAAAAAAAAUAAAAGCAAUACCGUCUUACUUUCAUCCUACUUAUCCAAGCUUCCAGGAGCAAUGUUGAACGCAUGAAAAGUACACAAGGGCUUGGAACUACACUUCCCAACAAACAUAUCUCAAGCCCCUCCCCCAAACACAUCUCCUCCCACCGCUAAAUCUGAUUGCUCGGAAUACUCCUGCUUCAUUCAAUGAAGUUCAUUAUACCCUCCCCCAAGAGACAAUCUUUCUGAAUGGUGUUUUUAUUUUCAUAACGAUUGUUUAAUUUUUUUCAGCACAAAGUGUUGUUGGUCAUUUUUUUGGACUGAUUAUUUAACAGGAUGUCGCAACUGAGUCAUAAGUUAGUGCUGAGAGGCCAGUAUGCAAGUGCUGGUUGAUAGAAAGUCAAUCAGGGGGGCAUCUCAAUACUUCAGGAUCCUCCCUCCACUCCCUCUAUCGAAUUCCACUUGAUUUGAAAGCAGUUCAACCUGUGGUCAGCCAUAUUUAUCUAAGCUAUUAUUCUGUGCUUUCAGAACAGUGGAGAGGAGGAGGAGGACAAGAUGUGCUCCCAAAGUAACAUACUGACCUGUCAGCUCUGUUUCUCACACUGCUAUGUUUUAGUUGAAACAUUUUGAAUUUGCUGUGGCAAAGGAAACAAAGGUUUCUCUCAUGACUCGAUGACAAUGUUAGCCACAUAUUUCACUCUGAACUGACAGUAUGUGAGCAGGAUUUAAUUCUUACAUCAGAAUCAGCUGUCUAGAAUUUGACUGGGAAAAGUGAAGAUCAAAUGGUUUUGAAGUUAUUCGUAAAUAUUAAUUCAAAUUGCAAAAAGACUAACCUCAAAUAGUUAUAUUUUAAAUAAAUAUGACACUUAUAAUUUGUAGGACUUGCUUGGCCAUGACAGGAGUAUUUCUGACACACUAAUCGUUCUGCAUCUAAAACAGGUUGUAGAUCUCGAAGGGAACAACGGCAGAGUUGAGAAUUGUUAAUGACGGUGGGAUGAAUAAACAUGUAUGACGAACUGCA
Messenger RNA from Osmerus eperlanus (European smelt), 3542 nucleotides. RefSeq names its product HBS1-like translational GTPase (gene hbs1l). Gene Ontology annotation, molecular function: GTPase activity; GTP binding. Lineage: Eukaryota; Metazoa; Chordata; Actinopteri; Osmeriformes; Osmeridae. The record is from RefSeq and is a predicted model, not a curated record. Gene Ontology annotation, biological process: translation.